Bradysia coprophila is the source of this 2709-nucleotide messenger RNA. It is a transcript of the gene Rx, whose product is annotated as Retinal homeobox domain-containing protein Rx. Gene Ontology annotation, biological process: positive regulation of transcription by RNA polymerase II. The record is from RefSeq and is a predicted model, not a curated record. NCBI's taxonomy places the organism in Eukaryota, Metazoa, Arthropoda, Insecta, Diptera, Sciaridae. Gene Ontology annotation, molecular function: RNA polymerase II cis-regulatory region sequence-specific DNA binding; DNA-binding transcription factor activity, RNA polymerase II-specific.
UCGCGAAAAGUAGUUGAUAGACGGUGCUCUACAAAUUAACAGACAAAUCAUUUUAUUUGCUCGACUCUACCUUUGGUUGAAUUAAUUGACAAACAACUCGGUGAUUUGUGAGUUAAAGUUUUUGAAAGAUUUAUUCGUAUCGAAUUUGGUAUAGUCAGUUUGUGCAUUUCCUCCUUUCUUCUUUUCAAUGUGAUUUUUUCAAUCAUUUUCUGGUUUUAUUUUGAGUUGGUUAAUUUAUGGAGAGAAAAUUGUUUCUGUGUGUUUUGCCACCAACCGUAAAAUAUUGUUUCGAUUAAUUCAUUUCGGUGUACUAUGGACAUAAAAUCCUUGCCGGAAGGACAAAAGCAAACGCUUCAACAGUUACUGGAAAAACUAUUAUCACGCAAUAAGUUUGCGCCAAACGAAAUUGAAAGUUUUGAAAAAUUGAUAAAAAAUGUUCGCGAUGCAAACAAUUUUCAUAAAAUAAUGGAAAAAUUUAAAAUUGGAAGUUUGGAUUCUGAUAUUAUUGAGGAUAAAUUUAAAGAUGAUGAUGAACUUUGUAUCAGUGACACCUCUCGCAAAUUUGGUGGACAAACAUUGACUCCAAGACAUACUAUCGACGCGAUUUUGGGAAUCAAGAACAGAGAACGAAAUAUUGAUGGAAAUGAUCCGAAUGCUACUGAUCUCCGCUGUGCCGCAUUGAACAAUUUAAUAGGAACCGACAAUCAAAUGCUCACAAAAACACACUUCAAUCAUUUGGAACCCGUCGACAAGUAUCAUCAGUUGAAUUAUUCUGCUCAUUUGAAAAAUAUCGACCUAACGUCGUCAGACAGUGGCACAAAUCUGGAGUAUGUGCGUAAUUUGAAAGAAAACAAUAAAUACGUAAUUGAUCCGAAUAAUGCGUACGGUAGCGCCAAUCGGGAAUUUUGUAAUUUAAACGAGUGUCUAAAUAACGGUGCGACUGAUAAAGAAAGCAAUGAGUCUGGACAUUUGUAUGACGAUAAUGUAAAUGAAUUUGACGACUCAUUGUCGAAUAAUGGUGAUAAUAGCAAAGAACUAAUCGACACCAAUAGCACGAAACGGCAACGUUUCGACGAAAUCAACGAUAUGAAUGGCAUGUUAAAGUACAAAAACAAUGGUGAUGGUACCAUCAAAGGAUCGUCCUUUGAUUAUAUGAAAAGUUUUGAGGGCAUUCGAGCCCGAAAUUUUGAUGACAUUCAAAAUGACGAACAUCAGCGUUUACUACCAGGUUCGGGUGAAUAUCGAUUGAAUGCGACUAGUGAUGAACUCAACCGUAAUUGUGAUGAAAAUGGUGCUAGUGCAAGUGUGAAUUACGCAUCCAGUGAUGAUCUUAAUCAGACGAAUUCUAGUGAUCAUGGAGACAAGGUUUUAUCGGGCAGCGAGGAUGAAAGUAACGCACCAGAUGAUGCCUGCAACAAGAAAAAACAUCGACGUAAUCGUACUACAUUUACAACAUAUCAACUACACGAACUGGAACGAGCUUUUGAAAAGUCUCAUUAUCCAGAUGUCUAUUCUCGUGAAGAGCUGGCGAUGAAAGUGAACCUACCGGAAGUGAGAGUUCAGGUAUGGUUCCAAAAUCGUCGAGCCAAAUGGCGUCGUCAGGAAAAAUCCGAAAGUUUACGUCUCGGACUAUCACAUUUUUCUCAAUUACCCCAUCGUAUGGGCUGUAACGGAGGCAGUCUACCAAUGGAUCCAUGGUUGUCACCUCCAUUGUUGUCAGCUUUACCAGGUAUAUGUUUUCUCUCGCACCCACAAACUGUUUAUCCCAGCUACCUGACACCAUCACUCACCCUUGCGCCGUCCAAUCUCACAAUGAGCAGUCUAGGUCUCAGCCAUCAUAACAGUCCGCAAAGUUUACGAAUAUCACCACAGAGUAUGUCAACGCUAUCCCCACAAAUGAGUGCACCACCAAAUAUGCGACUAACGCCGCCACAACAAAACGGUCAGGGACCACAGGUGCCACCGCCACACAAUUUAUCGAUAAACAUUCAGCGACACACCCCACCGAACAAUAAUAAUAUUCCACUUUCGUCACCGCAAAAUCUCUCGAUGUCUCCGUCGCAUGGUGUACGAAUGACGCCACCGGUUGGUAUGCGUAUACCUACAUCGUCGCCGCACACUUCGAAUCCUUCGUCGCCGGAUAAGCACUCGUCGAAAAUGUCCGACACAAUCGAUGUGACCGAUAUGUGUAGCAAGGACAAUGCGGUUAAUAUGACCAUCAACAAUUCGGAUAUGCGAACCAAUUCGAUUGCGACGUUACGCAUUAAGGCUAAAGAGCAUUUGGAGAGUUUGAGCAAAGGACUCACCCGGGUGUAAUGUAAUCGAGCCGGGAAAAGUGUGUCAGAUACGUAAGAAAAGCCCAGUGAUCGGAUGGUGUUAUAUAUACAUAUUAGAAUUGGUGACCGAACCAGUCUAUCGGAAAGUUCUUUUCAAAUUGUAAUUUUAUGAAAAAAGAAAUUUGUACUUCAGUGUGCGUUCGUCGUUACUUAAGCAAAAUAAUUUUUUUUAAUCAACAAAAUUUGAGAGAAUAUUUUCCGUUUUCCUCUUUUAAUUCCUUACUAAACCGUACGUGUAAAUAUAAUAAAUGUGUCCCUUCGGAUUAAUUUGCUCUUCUGUUGUGACUUAGCCUAAUUACAUAUUUUAUAGUGGACCACAAGCAACAAAAUUUAUAUUGUUUGAAAGUGAAUUUAAUUAAAAAUUAGAAAAUAA